Molecule: messenger RNA, 2272 nt
Organism: Procambarus clarkii (red swamp crayfish)
Lineage: Eukaryota; Metazoa; Arthropoda; Malacostraca; Decapoda; Cambaridae
Source: RefSeq, a predicted model, not a curated record
UGCUGGAGCGUUGAGACUGGCGGCACCUUGGAGCAGUUCUGGUGCCAUCUCCACCCCAUCCUUGGGUCCUCAUCAGCAUUGGGUGAAGUGGCCGUCAUACACAACGACUUGAUUGACUUGUGGAUUAGUUUCAGAUUAAAAUAAACCUGCCAAAGGUCUAGUGUUCGCCUGGAGUGAAGACAGAAAAGCAUUUAAACAAUUACCUGUGUUUUUGUGAGUGUUCUUAGUACCCGAAUAGCAGAAAGGAGAAAUAGUAAAGUAGAAAUAAUUGUCAGACAGAAGGAAUAAAGGUAAAAAGGUUUGUACUGUGAAAUAUUAGAUAAAAAAAGAGGGGCCAGGAAGACUAGGCGCGAACAUGGGCAUGUUAGAAGAGUGUGUGGGACCAGAGGGCGCGUGUGGGGGGCCGGACAACAGGAGCCUCCUGGCCUCUACGGAGCCUCCUUACUUCCCCAUCCACGAGCGCCCGGAGACCUACAUCGUCCCCAUCGUCUUCUUCUUCAUCUUCGUGGUGGGCGUGGCUGGCAACGGCACGCUGGUGUUCAUGUUCGCCAAGUACCCGAACAUGCGCAAUGUUCCCAAUACCUACAUUCUCUCCCUGGCGCUGGGAGACCUCCUGGUGGUCAUCUUCGCCGUGCCCUUCGUCUCCAUCAUCUACGUCACUGAGAAGUGGCCCUUCGGGGAGGUCAUCUGCCGGGUGUCGGAGUUCAUGCGCGACACGUCGGUGGGGGUGACGGUCUUCACGCUGACGGCCCUCAGCGCCGACCGCUACAUGGCCAUCGUGGACCCCGUGGGCAAGCGCGCGGGGGCCGUGGCCCACCGCAGCACCAUGGCCGUCACCGCCGUCAUCUGGGUACUUGCGGUGGUGCUGGCCGCCCCCGCAGGGAUCUUCUCCAACCUGCGGGCUGCGGGCACCGGCAACGGGGAGAUCGUGGUGUGCUACCCGUUCCACCCGCUGCUGGGGCCAUCGUACCCGAGGAUCAACGUGGUGGCCAAGUUCGCCGUCUACUACCUCCUGCCGCUCCUCAUCAUCACCACGUUCUACCUCCUGAUGGCGCGCCACCUGAUGCAGGCGGCGGCCUCGCUCCCCGGCGAGGCGCAGCACCAGCGGCACUACGUCAGGCACGUCGCCGCCCGCAGGAAGGUGGCCAAGCUGGUGCUGGCGUUCGUCGUCAUCUUCGCCAUCUGCUACUUCCCCAAUCACGUCUUCCUCCUGUGGUUCUACUUCAACCCCAACGUCGAGAGGGACUACAACCACUUCUGGAACGCCUUCCGAUGGAUCGGAUUCUGCCUGGGGUUCAUCAACUCCUGCAUCAACCCUAUCGCCCUCUACUGCAUCAGCGGCACCUUCAGGAAAAACUUCAACCGCCAUCUCUUCUGUUGCUUGUGCCCGGAGGCGGCGCAGAGCCGCACCUGGACCACCUUCCACUUCCACUCCUCCGGUCAGCACUUCAUCUCCACCGUCAGGAAGACCGACAACUUCGACAUGUCGACCAUGAACGGCCCGGAGAAGACGGCGGUGUGAUUCCCCCGUCCCAUCCCAAAUCCCUACCCCUUCCCUGUGCUAUAUAGUCGUAAUGGCUUGGAGCUUUUCCCAGAUAGUUCCCUUCCCUUAUGUCAUUUCAUUCAAAUAGGAAUUAUUUGAGUGUUGCACUCGUGUGCUUCAGCCCAUCCUCCUCCUCCUUCACCUAUAGCAACUAUUUCGUCAAACGUACAAAACUGGACUGUUUGCAGCCAGUAAUAUUCACGCUUUGUAUUAUUAAUUUUGACCAGGGCACGCAAAAAAAUAAACGAAAAGCCAAAAUUAAACAUUCCUAGGCUUAAUAUUACACAUUUGUACUAUAUUAGGCCUAAGGUGGUGCAUAUUAAGCCUAUGAUUACUUGGACAGGUUAGGUUGGUUUCUUAAAAUACUUUUCCAGUGUUUUAGUUUGUCAUUUGUGAUAAUUCAAUAAAACAAAACGCGAAGGGUUUCUAGGUCCAAAAGAAUAUUUUUUUGCACGUUUGACUAAUUAGUUGCUUUAAGGACUAACAUUUUAGGAGGAUGAGCUGUGUGCUUCAUUGUGGAUAGAUAUAACAAUUGUGCUUUGUCCUAGUUUCCCAGAAUUGUUUAUGAAUAGUCCCAAGUAACAAAGUUUCAUUUGCACUAUAAAUAUGUAACUUAUUUGUAACGAUUGUACUAGUCAUUUUUUGCAUGCCUUUAAUACAGCCAUGAAGUGAAAUAUAUAAAAUUAUUUGAAAAUAUGAUAAUUGUCUAUUCAUGUAUGUAUGCAUAUA